Ctenopharyngodon idella (grass carp) is the source of this 3071-nucleotide messenger RNA. Its product is annotated as NLR family CARD domain-containing protein 3-like. Gene Ontology annotation, molecular function: protein binding. The transcript has 10 exons. The record is from RefSeq and is a predicted model, not a curated record. Lineage: Eukaryota; Metazoa; Chordata; Actinopteri; Cypriniformes; Xenocyprididae. Bases 363 to 3071 code for a protein of 902 amino acids.
AAGAGGAAAACGAAAGUAAAGUCACAUCACUGUGAACAACAUCAACAGAGAUACCAAAUAAACAUGUUGCUUUCUGGAUUUGAUCCUUGCGAUGUUCCAGAAAACAUUCACAAUGAUAACCAAAUCUAACACUCGCGGUCAUUUAUGAAUAUUUAAUCCACAAUUCAUCGAUCAGCAAGAGAUUUUGAGAACGACUCGCGCUGACAGACAACAAGAGAAGGAGGAAAAAGAGGACGUUUAUAUAAAAUACUUAUAAAUUCUCUUCGUAGUGGACAAGACUUCAAGAAAGUCCUGCUGAACGAUUGAUUGUUUUCUCAAACCAGUGCUGAUCAGAGGAGCGAGGAAAGGACUCUCUCUCUAAGAUGAGUCUCUCAGAGAAACACAGUGUAAGAUCAGGAUCACAUGUGUCCAGCUUUGUGUCUCUGAAGAGUGAUCAGUCAAAAGGACAAGUACCAGACUUCAGUGGGGAAAAACCAUCAUCUAAUAAAAGUGUAAGAUCAGGAUCACAUGUGUCCAGCUCUGUGUCUCUGAAGAGUGAUCGGUCAAAAGGACAAGUACCAGACUUCAGUGGGGAAAAACCAUCAUCUAAUAAAAGGCUUCAAUAUGAGACAUUAGACUCAGACGUUCAGACUCACAGGAACCACAAGAAUUUCAAAGACAAUCUCCUGUGGAUCUUCCAGGAUCUUGAGAGCAAAAUAAUCACAUUUCUGAAGAAAGAGCUGGAAAAGUUUAAGAAAAUAUUACAACAUGAGAACACAGAAAACUUUGUGAAGGACUUUAAUGAGAAUAGAUGCAGUAUCAAAGCAGCAGCUCUUGAUCUCACACUACAUUACCUGAGAGAGAUGAAGCAAGAUGAAGCUGCUGAUGCUCUAGAAGAUGAGCUGCUCUUCAUUCAUCAGCUAAAAUAUGGCCUAAAGAAGAAGUAUCAAUGUGUGUUUGAAGGAAUUGCGAAGCAUGGUGACUCCAUACUUCUGAAUAACAUCUACACAGAUCUCUAUAUCACUCAGGGUGGCAGUGAACAGGUCAAUACUGAACAUGAGGUCAGACAGAUUGAAGUUGCUUCCAGGCGUCAUGAAUCUCAAGAGAUUCAGGUUAAAUGCACAAAUUUGUUUGAAGCUCCUGAACAAGACGAGGAGAUCCGAACUGUACUGACAAAAGGAGUCGCUGGCAUCGGAAAAUCAGUCUCUGUGCAAAAGUUUGUUCUGGACUGGGCUGAAGGAAAAGAAAAUCAAGAUAUCAGUUUCAUAUUUCCUCUUCCAUUCAGAGAGAUGAACUUAAAGGAGAAAGAAAAACUAAGUUUGAUGGACCUUAUAACUCAUUUUUUCCCAGAGACAAAAGGACUGAACCUUACAAGAAGGAAUCAAUUCAAAGUCCUGUUCAUCCUUGAUGGAUUGGACGAAUGUCGCCUUCCUCUGAAGUUUGAUUGUAAUGAGACGUGGUGUGAUGUAUCGUCACCAGCCUCUCUGGAUGUUCUCCUAACGAACCUCAUGAAGGGAAAUCUGCUUCCUUCUGCUCUCAUCUGGAUCACCACCAGACCAGCAGCUGCCAGUAAGAUUCCUCCUGACUGUAUCGACCGGCUGACAGAGAUACGAGGAUUCAGUGACGCACAAAAGGAAGAGUACUUCAAAAAAAGAUUCACGGAUCAGAAUCAGGCCAUCACAAUCAUUGAUCAUGUUAAAAAAUCAAAGAGUCUCUUUAUCAUGUGCCACAUCCCAGUCUUCUGCUGGAUUUCAGCCACUGUUCUCCAGAACAUUCUGGAGGAGAAAAGAAAUAAUGAUGUGAAAAACAAUCAGGCUGAUGAGAUCUCUAAAACACUACAGGAAUCAAAUACUGAAGACACUCCCAAGACUCUGACACAAAUGUACACACACUUUCUCCGCUUUCAGAUCCAGCAGAGCCACCGAAAAUAUGAUGGAGAAUACAGAUCAGAUGUUUCCUGGGAUAAAGACGCCAUCCUUUCACUGGGGAAACUGGCAUUUCAUCAGCUGGAAAGAAACAACGUGAUCUUCUAUGACACAGACCUGGAAGCCUGUGGUAUUGACGUCUAUAAGGCAUCAGUGUACUCAGGCAUGUGUACCCAGAUCUUUAAGGAGGAAACAGGGAUCAUUCUUGGUACCAUUUACUGCUUUGUUCACUUGAGCAUUCAAGAGUUUAUUGCAGCCCUUUAUGCACAUCUGUUUCUAGACAUCAACAAGAAAAGUAUGUUUGUUCAUGAGUCUACAGAACAGAAAAGCAAAAAUGAAACCAUGAUUGAUUUUCUGAAGACUGCAGUGGACGAGGCGCUCAAGAGUGACAAUGGACACCUGGACCUUUUCCUUCGCUUCCUCCUCGGUCUGUCACUCCAGUCCAAUCGACGACUCUUACGGGGUCUCUUGACACAGCAAGACGGCAAUGACCAGAGCAACAAGGAAAUAGUUCAGUACAUCAAGCAGAAAUUAGAAGGUAAUCUGUCUGCAGAGAGAUCCAUCAAUCUGUUCUACUGUCUGAAUGAACUGAACGACCAAACUCUGGUGAAGGAGAUUCAGACCCACCUUAGCAAAGGAAGUCUCUCAUCUGGUGACCUUUCACCUGCCCAGUGGUCUGCUUUGGUCUUUGUGUUGUUGACAUCAGAGGAAGAGCUAGAGGAGUUUGAGCUUCAGAAAUUCAAGAAAUCAGACGAGUGUCUCAUUAGAUUAUCGGCAGUCAUCAAAACCUCCAGAAGAGCUCUGUUAAAUGACUGUAACUUAACAGACAAAAGCUGUUCAGCUCUGGCUGCAGUUCUUGGAGCAGAUACUAAUCUGAAAGAGCUGAACAUGAACAAUAAUAAUCUGCAGGAUUUAGGAUUGAAGCUGCUCUGCACUGGACUGAAGAAUAUAAACUGUAAAUUGGAGAUACUGAGACUCUCUAACUGCAGUGUAACAGAAGAAGGUUAUAAAGCUCUGGCUUCAGCUCUGAGAUCAAACCCUUCACACCUGAUAGAGCUGGAUCUCACAGGAAAUGAUCCUGGACAAUCAGGAGUGAAGGAGCUCAGUGAUUUACUACAGGAUCCAAACUGUCAACUGAAGACACUGAGCACAGUUGAGAACACUUAG